This is a messenger RNA of Phyllostomus hastatus (greater spear-nosed bat), 1031 nucleotides long. It is a transcript of the gene MESP1, whose product is annotated as mesoderm posterior bHLH transcription factor 1. Bases 1 to 747 code for a protein of 248 amino acids. Gene Ontology annotation, biological process: mesoderm formation; heart morphogenesis; somite rostral/caudal axis specification. Gene Ontology annotation, cellular component: nucleus. NCBI's taxonomy places the organism in Eukaryota, Metazoa, Chordata, Mammalia, Chiroptera, Phyllostomidae. The record is from RefSeq and is a predicted model, not a curated record. The transcript is spliced from 2 exons. Gene Ontology annotation, molecular function: DNA-binding transcription factor activity, RNA polymerase II-specific; protein dimerization activity; RNA polymerase II cis-regulatory region sequence-specific DNA binding.
AUGGCCCAGUCCCUGUGCCCACCGCUCUCCGAGUCCUGGGUGCUGCCCGCGUGCUGGGGCGCGGCUCAGCCGCCUCCGCCUUCCGACACGGGCUGCGGCUGCUCGCCCGCCUCGUCCCCGAACUCCUGGGGCAGCGCCCCGGUGGGCAGCCCCGUGCCGAGUCCCGGGCGGCCCGGCGCCCACGCAGCCGCUCGCGCCAGGAGGCGCGGCGCCCGGAGCAGCCGCCUGGGCGUCGGGCAGCGGCAGAGCGCCAGCGAGCGCGAGAAGCUGCGCAUGCGCACGCUCGCCCGCGCCCUGCACGAGCUGCGCCGCUUCCUGCCGCCGUCCGUGGCGCCCGCCGGCCAGAGCCUGACCAAGAUCGAGACGCUGCGCCUGGCCAUCCGCUACAUCGGCCACCUGUCGGCCGUGCUGGGCCUCAGCGAGGAGAGCCUGCAGCGCCGGCGCCAGCGACGCAGCGACGCGGCGCCCCCCCGGGGCUGCCCGCUGUGCCCCGACGGCGGCCCCGCGCAGGCGCAGGCGCACGGGCCCGGCCCGGGCUCUGCCGUCCCCGCCUCGGGGUCCUGGGGGUCCCUGCCCGCCUGCCCGGGAGCCCCAGCGGUACCCGCGCCAGUGCUUUACGACGAGGCGGCGUGCCCAGAAGGGCUGGCGACGGGGCCGGACCCCUUGUCUCCGCUCUUUCCGGGCCACGUGCUGCCCCAGCUGGAGACCUGGAUGCCCCUCUCGCCCCUGGAGUGGCCGCCAGCCUGAGUAGUUCAAGUGACGCCUGACAAACAAGAGGUGCCUGGUCUGUGAGCUCUGCGGCCUUGUUGGCCUCAGCACCUUCGGAGGGGUUCCUCCCAGUCCCCCUGCCCUAGCCGCGGGCACCGGCGAGGCUGGCUCGGGCAUCCCCUCGGGUGAGAACCUGUCCCCCAGGACGACCCACCCCAGCCCCUCCCGCCAGGGGAGCCACAGAGCAGACACUUUUGGGCAAUCAGGAAGCUCUGCUUAGCAUGUAUGUAUUUAUUUAUUUGUGAAUAAACUGCUGGUGUCGA